Aspergillus homomorphus CBS 101889 is the source of this 1473-nucleotide messenger RNA. RefSeq lists its product as uncharacterized. Gene Ontology annotation, biological process: regulation of DNA-templated transcription. The transcript has a single exon. NCBI's taxonomy places the organism in Eukaryota, Fungi, Ascomycota, Eurotiomycetes, Eurotiales, Aspergillaceae. Bases 1 to 1473 code for a protein of 490 amino acids. Gene Ontology annotation, molecular function: DNA-binding transcription factor activity. The record is from RefSeq and is a predicted model, not a curated record.
AUGUCGCCCUCGUUUUCUGCUCCUUCGAUAAGCGAUGCUCAUCGGUCCGAGACUCGCGGUUCGCUCGAGCGAAAGAGACCUCGCGCGAACGAUGACUCGGAUAGCCCAGAUCAUGUUCGCUCGCGGCCUCAUUCCUGGCAAUCGUCGGACCCCGGGGAGUAUGCUCUGGUUUCGAGUGCACAAUCUCGUCCCAUUGGUGUGGAUUCAAUCCUGAACCCUCCCACCAAGAUGCCGGCCAUCAAAUCCGAAAACGGUCGGGAAGGCUACGGGGAUGGGUUGCCGACUGCAUCGUCUUCACACACUCGACACCCGUCUUCACCGACGAUGCCGUUUCCCUCACCUUCGAUACACCCAGCUAAGAGACUUUCCUCCUCGCCGGGAGUCAGAAGCCACCCGAUCAUAGCCCCUGCAUCGCCAUCAGCUCGUUUUGUUCCUUCCGGAGGCGGCUAUGGGUUGAAGACUGGCCCGGCUCAAUCUCCUCUAUCUCAAGCAUCACGGCUUGGGACGUACUCAAGGGGCCCCAGUUCGCCCCAUUUCAUCGACCCAGUUCCAGGUCAUCCCGCAUCAACCUCCCCUAAUGCAGCUGCAGCUCCAAUCAUGGGCCCCGCCUCGGUACAGUCUACCCCAACUUUCCAUAGCCGACAAGCGAGUGGCAAUCAUACUCCAAACCCGAGCUCCCAGGAGACGAGCCCCACGACACCGGUUUCGACCUACAGUCAGUUCGGCCGAUCUUCUCCGGCAAUAGCAGUGACUCCCAUGUCGCAUCAUGCACCUCCAUACGGGAACACCUCAUAUGCGACAGGAGAAUUGACGAGCCGGUUACCCUCGGCCAUGGGAGGACCACGACCCGGGGCUGAGUCGGCUGAGCCGACACCCCCGGGUAUGAUCCUCUGCGUUCUGGACACGAAAUCGGGUUCGUCCCAGCAGGCAGAGAAGCGAAAGGCCAAUAGUGACGCGUCAAGAAGGUUUCGCAACCGCAAGAGAAAUGAGAUGCAGAUGGAACAGAAGAUCACUGCGCAGCAAGACGAGAUCAGGAAGCAAGCCGAGGCCCUACAGAGACAGACACAAGAGAUCCGGGCUUUGAUUCAGGAGCGAGACUUCUAUCGCUCCGAACGAGACUUUUUCCGUGAUCAUUACAGCCGCCUAGUGCCUGCCGGCCAGAUGCCUGCCCGACCGACAUCCCCAACUGCCUUUCGGACGUCUUUUCUCCCAGUAACUGAUCGAGAUCAACAGGCAGCUUGGCACGGGCCAGAGGUAACUCGAGAAGGCUUGGAACCCCUACCUGGACCUGUCGUGGCGAGAACUUCUGUAUCGGACUCAAAAAUGAUGCCCUUGUCGGCUCGGCCACCCGUUACAUGGCCUGCCUCUUCGGUCUCAUAUGCCACGAUGCACGCAGAGCGGGGCAUCAUGCCCGGCGAUAAGUCACCACGGGAGUUGGCACAAGUUUCGGGGGCAUGGACCCGGGGCUCUUGA